AUGGACUUGGGAUCACAGGAUUUUCGCAACCGAAUCGUAUGGCCAGCCAAGUACCCAGCAACUUACGAUCCCGCCCCACCCAUUUUGGUGCAGUUAAAACAGCCAUCUGUAGACACUGAGGUCGAGAAGGAUAUCAAGAGACGCAACGCUCUCUGGGAAAAGGACGACUAUCAGAGAAGGAACAGUCCAACUACGGCCUGUAUCCAAAGAAUCCGUGGCCUUCUUCGACUCCCCAGAGCCCGUCCCCUACCGCCCACACCCAACCCUACCCCGAAACCUAUCCGACCUGCCUCUCCUUCGCCUCCAUCCGCCCGCAUCUCGCUUAUUUCCGCCAAUGCUUUCCACUACACCAUGAAACGCAAGGAAAACGAGUUCUUCACGACAAGCAUCUACGAGAUCGAUCGGAUCCUCGAAGAAAGACAAAUGAAAGACGAUCCUGAUAAUGCUAAGCUGGUACAGGAUCGACUCCCAUCCGUCUACCACGCGUACCGAGACGUGUUUAGCAGAACCGCCGCUGACCAACUUCCUGAACACCGCCCGUACGACCACAAGAUCGUUCUCACUGAACCUCUGCCGAAUCAGUUCAGUCC
Molecule: messenger RNA, 590 nt
Organism: Exserohilum turcica Et28A
Lineage: Eukaryota; Fungi; Ascomycota; Dothideomycetes; Pleosporales; Pleosporaceae
Exons: 2
Source: RefSeq, a predicted model, not a curated record